AUGACGUGGUGUUCGUGCACGGGGCGGCAGCGACUCCUCUCAAGUUGGUGUCUGCCAUGACGGAGCACGGGAAGGCCGCCCAGCUCUCGAACGUCCGUGUCUGCCACAUCCACACCGAAGGCCCGGCAUCUUACACGAAGCCUGACUGCGAGGGCAUCUUCCGGAGUAACUCUUUCUUCAUCGGGUCCAACUGCCGAGAAGCCGUCAACGAUGGUCGGGCCGACUGCGUGCCCAUCUUCCUCUCAGAGAUCCCGCUGCUCUUCCACCGGAGAAUCAUCAACAUCGACGUCGCUCUCGUGCAGGUGUCGCCCCCAGACAAGCACGGCUUCUGUUCCCUGGGCACGAGUGUUGAUUGCGCCCGGGCAGCUGUCAUCAACGCGAAGUAUAUUAUUGGGCAGGUCAACCCUUGUAUGCCGCGGACCUUCGGCGACGGCGUAAUCCAUAAGAGCCAUUUUGAUGCGAUGGUGGAUGGGAUCGACAACCUUCCGGAGCACAAACCCAAGAAGCGGACCGAGGUCGAGAAUGAAAUCGGUCGCCUCAUCGCCGAUAACCUGGUGGACAACGGAGCCACGCUGCAGAUGGGCAUCGGCAACAUCCCUGACGCCGUCCUGGCCUCCCUCAAGGGCCACAAGGACUUGGGCAUCCACUCGGAAAUGUUCAGCGACGGCGUGGUAGACCUGGUAGAGGCCGGCUGCAUCACCAACACCCACAAGAAAUACCACCCGGGCAAGAUCGUCGGCAGCUUCAUCGUCGGCACCCGGAGGCUCUUCGACUUCGUGGAUAACAAUCCCUUCGUCAUGAUGUGCGACGUGUCCUUCGUGAACAACAUCCCCAUCAUCGCCCAGAACCCGAAGGUGACGGCCAUCAACUCCUGCAUCGAAGUUGACUUGACGGGCCAGGUCGUGUCCGAUUCCAUAGGUACCCGGAUGUACUCAGGUGUGGGCGGCCAGGUGGACUUCAUAAGAGGCGCGGCUGUUGGGCGGGACGGGCAGGGCAAGCCUAUCCUAGCCAUGCCCUCCACCACGUCGAGGGGAGAGUCCAAGAUCGUCCCAUUCCUGAAGCAAGGUGGAGGCGUGGUGACGACGCGAGCUCACCUCCACUACCUGGUGACCGAGUGGGGCAUCGCGUACCUCUUCGGGAAGAACCUGAGACAGAGAGCUUACGCCCUCAUCCAGAUUGCCCACCCCGACCACAGAGAGGCCCUCGAGCAGGCGUCGUUUGAGAGGCUGAAGUGCAUGCCGUCGCCAGAGUAGAAGGGGUGGGAGGGAGUUGCUUCUGGUGUGAGAGAGGAGGUCGUGUUUGUGCUGGAGGGUGAGGUGAUAAGCAUAAUGUAGGGGAUUAUCCAGGGAUGAAUAUUUAUAGAUUACACCCAGACGCUGAGACAGAGGCAAAGACAGACACACUUACAGACACACAGACACACACACGUAUAGACACACUGCCACAAAUAUACAUAUUACAUAUAUAUGAUUUAUAACAUAAUCUUGAUUUGUGAUAUGCCAUGAGUGUGAAUUCUAGUCUCCAGACGUAAUUCCAAUAGAAAUGGUACCGAUUUCUGCAAAACAGUUUUCAGCAUAAUGAGAACACUCCGUAGAAUUAACUACAGCAUGUUCAUUACGUAGAGAUGCAAUACAAAGUCACAACAUAUCCUGAUCUGUUGUAUUAGUGGUUCUUAACGGCUUUUACUCCAACUACAGUAGAAGAAUUAAAGACAAAAAUAUAAAUUAGUUUACAUUAUAUUUCUUGUUAUGGAGUGAUCCAUUAGAUACUCGUUUCAAUACAGAGAAAUAAGUAUUUGUCUAAAGAAUACAUAAAAUAAAGUGUAUACAUAGGUUAUUUCCGAGACAGACAUCUGUCAAAGAUCGGAUUUUUUGUUUUCUUCAUAUUGAGGAAAAUAUAGCAUAUGGAUGUUCAUUAGUGUAUAAUUAGUUCAUCGUAAUGGCCGGUUUAAUGUUUGCCAAUAGUUUAUAACUUCAGGAAGGGCUCAGUCGGUAGCAAAAUCUAUGUCAAAAGUCGUACUGGUUAUGAUAAAAUAUGUGCUAUCGAUUACUCUGCCAUCUGCCGGUGGGCGUGUUGCCACUCGACAAUAUUCGACCCGGAACCAAAUACCUCAGUGUUAUGUAUCAUUUAUUAUUUCUAUCAAAUCAAUUUUCAUAAAUGAUUUACGCGUCUUUGAUCGCCAAGGAAGUUAAUCGGUUAAGGAUUUCCUAAAAUGAUGGUUAAUGUUUAUUUUUAUUUUUUUUAGUGUAGGGUUAAUGUUUCUUUUUAUU
Messenger RNA from Penaeus vannamei (Pacific white shrimp), 2270 nucleotides. NCBI's taxonomy places the organism in Eukaryota, Metazoa, Arthropoda, Malacostraca, Decapoda, Penaeidae. The record is from RefSeq and is a predicted model, not a curated record.